AUGCGGCACCUCCUCCACUCUCGCCGCUGCCUUCGCCGCGGCGGCGGCAUCCCUAUCGGCCUCCACCACCACCUUCCUCUCCUCCGUCCCCCCUCCCAGGUCUCCUCCGACGCCGAUCUCCGCAAGUGCGCAGGCUACGCGCUGCUGCUCCUCGGCUGCGGCGCCGCGACCUACUACUCCGUUCCGUUCCCCGCCGACGAGCUGCACAACAAGGCCGUUCCGUUCCGGUGCGCGCCGCUGCCGGAGGACCUGCACGCCGUAUCCAACUGGAGGUCUGGAGCAGCACCACGGGGUCCAUGCCCGCGUCCUCCUGCAGGCAGACUCGCUCUCGGCACUGAGGGCGCGCUCGCCGCCGCGAGAUACGCAUGCUCAGGCCGGCGUCGCGCUCAUGGACAAGUUGAUCGAUGUUGA
Molecule: messenger RNA, 411 nt
Organism: Miscanthus lutarioriparius
Lineage: Eukaryota; Viridiplantae; Streptophyta; Magnoliopsida; Poales; Poaceae
Source: the annotation of a GenBank genome assembly